This is a messenger RNA of Perca flavescens (yellow perch), 1101 nucleotides long. RefSeq names its product Transmembrane protein 179-like. NCBI's taxonomy places the organism in Eukaryota, Metazoa, Chordata, Actinopteri, Perciformes, Percidae. The transcript is spliced from 4 exons. Bases 144 to 881 code for a protein of 245 amino acids. The record is from RefSeq and is a predicted model, not a curated record.
GAAUGCGCAGCCAUGACUUGGUCCCCGCCCUGAUUUCUUUAAAUACCCACCACCACCACCCCAGUGAAUAUACGGGGAUGUGCUGACAUUAAUCGGUAUUGUUUUUAACAACGUAUAACAUUAGUUCUUGUUUAACUUGUAACAUGGAGCUGGACCGGCGGCUGUUGCUGGCCCACUGUACGGCUCACGCCCUGUCGAUCGUAGCGGGCUUACUGGUUGUCGUCCCCAUGGCUCUCAACGGCUCCGCUUUCAAAGGCCGCUGCGCACUCUUCUCCAUCGGCUACUGGAGGACAGAGGACCGGGAAGAGCUCACGGGACAGCCGGAAGACCUAUCUCACCUGGUGGUACAGCAGUGGGGCCCACCGGCUGCCUGCCAAUUCGCCACAUUUGUCGGUAUUUUCACGGUGCUGUACGGUGCAGCGCAGGGUUGGAGGUGCCUCUUCUAUCUGCACGGACGUCAUGAUGACACCCUGUUUUCGUCCUUCCUGACGGUGCUGCUGAGCGUGUGUGUGCUCUUCCUGUCUGGAGGGGCCAGUGUUAUCUUGUCUCUGGGACUCGUCUCCUGGUGUGACACAGUGACUGAUCACGACACACGGCCAUACAGCUGUUCAGAGUCCCAGUCUGUUCCACUUUACCUGGAUGUGGACACCUCCUCUUUCUACAAUGAGCUCAGUCUGGCACAGGCGUCUCUCUGGGGAGUGACGGCUCUGUGGCUGGCUCAGUCCAUCCUGGCUUUCCUGCGGCUUUACCACUCUCACAGCCAGCACAUCAGCAGGCCGCGUGGCCCCCGAGAGAAGGAGCUGCUGCUAGGACACAGUCCAUCUGAGAACGGCUCCCCAACACCUCCACAUCCUCCAACAACACCCACCAUCAUUGUCUAACUGAGAGUGUCAGGUAGUGAUACAAGAUGAUACAAUUAACUCUGCUGUAUAAAUUGUGUUUUAAACCUCAUUUUUUCCCCAUAUCACUAUUAAUAAUACCCACAUGGUCUACAGUUCUUACUACUGCAUGUAGAAUAUGGGCAUGAAAGAUUUUAUUUUGAUAUAAUUCAUCUUCUUAUAAAAGAAGACCCUGACCGAUAAAUGGUAUAAGCGUGUAUGU